Molecule: messenger RNA, 1840 nt
Organism: Nematostella vectensis (starlet sea anemone)
Lineage: Eukaryota; Metazoa; Cnidaria; Anthozoa; Actiniaria; Edwardsiidae
Product: protein BTN1
Exons: 2
Coding region: 301-1467 (388 amino acids)
Biological process (GO): regulation of intracellular pH
Cellular component (GO): vacuole; membrane
Source: RefSeq, a predicted model, not a curated record
CACACGUAACAAUAGUACCGUAAAGAGCACUACUCCCGCUUGAUCAGUUUAUUUUCUGCGAACUUUGUUCAACGAAUGCUGUUUCUCUUACGAUUUAUUUUAUUUUAAUUUAUUCAAGUUUAUUAUGCAGUUUAUUAUGAACUGCAAUGCAAAGCUACUCCUUAAUGCUUCUUUUGUUUAGUGUGAACAAUCAACUCAUCCAUUGAAUCAUCUCAAAUCUGCGAAAAAAAUAUAUGAGAGAACAGACUUGCAUAUGCAUUCAGUCAAGGAGACCUAAGCAAGAGCUAAGCUAAAAAGAAUAUGACUGAGGGCAACGGCUUAACCAUGAAGCACCUCUUCUCCAGUACAGAUGGGAACCCCAAAGGUUUUCUUAUCCAGAAUGCAGGAUUCUACGCCUUAGCUGUUAUCAACGCGCUAUUUGUGGGCGUCACUACAACCGCCACGGAGGACAUCCUAGAACAUUCCGACAUCCCAACUUCUGCCAAUAUCAUAACAAUUGGCGUCUACUUUGUACUGUCCUUAUUCAUGCCGUGUUUCAUCGACAGGGUCGCACUCUUGGGCCGCGCUUUAGCCGCAAUGGUACUAACUGGUGCAGGGUUCAUUGUAAUGGCUUCAGGGAUGACAGUAGGGAUUCGUAUAGUUGGGGUUGCGCUGGUGUGGGGAGGACAGGCGUUUGGUGAAGGUGGCUUGCUCUCAUCGACCUCAUUCUAUCACGACUUCUCGCUGAGUUACUACAUUGCUGGUAAUGGACUUGGAGGCUUGGCAGGCGCUGCCUUUUAUACCGUUCUCACCACAUUCUUGUGUGUCUCAUCGCGUCAUACUCUUCUGGUCGCCAUGGUGAUUCUACCGGGCUUUCCUCUCGUAGCAUGGCUAGUCGAACAAAGCGAACCAUCAAGUCUACAAGAGAUCAAGUAUUACCCUAUUGAUGGGGACAAUACAGACACGAAAGGACGUCUGACGCUAAGGGAAAAGGUGCAAUUUGCUCGUGAAAAUCUGAAUCUGGCCUUACCAUUCUUCCUUGGAAUGUUGGCAAGUUAUAUCUUCACUCAGUCAGUCGUAACUACGCUAUCCUAUAAGAGUGUCCCGUUCCUCCCUCAAGAACAAUACAGACUCUACUCGUUUUCAUACAUGACCGCUUUAUUUGUAUCACAGUCAAUCCCAGCAAUGAAGUCAUGGAUCAACCCCGAGUGGACUUGCGUUACAAGGCAACUAUGGAUCACCGUGAUUUGCUUGAUUGCACUCUUACUGUUCGCAGUCCUUAUUAGUUGGUACAACGUCUUCCGUAGUUUUAUAUUAGUGCUUUCGUUAUGCUUUGUGGACGGUGUCUUAGAGGGCGCGGUGUAUUUCAACGCGUUUUCCAGCGCGGGGCUUGGAGGAUCGGUGCGCAAUAAGGAGUUUUCCCGCGCAUUCUUGACAUGUGCUUACAGCGGUGGACAAGUCGUGGCAGGCCUCUUGGAUUGUGGGUAGAGCCUGUCUUGAGAAAUCAAUGUUACCAAGUAGCAGUUGGCGCGCGGAUGUGCUUAACGCGAGCAAUCAGCACCAACAAAACUAUGUCAUGCUCGUUAUGAUUGCCAGUAAUGACAUCUGGCUCACGUCCAAAGGGGAAAAGGAGAAGUUCCUAUGCUAAUACGCAGAGAUGGGGUAACUAUGUGUUUAACUCCUGAAUUAAUUUGACUCCGGUUGUUUUUUUCUUUGGGAUAAAGGUGUGAUUAAUUUUUGGUGUGUAUUCGGAUAGGUAGUCAAGUUUACAAGCGUCACGUGUAUAAUUUUGAUAUAAUCAAGUAUUCAAGCUCACCUGCAUAAGGGCUAACAUUGCGUACAAAAUAAAACCAUUUGUAGA